Molecule: messenger RNA, 1230 nt
Organism: Vigna angularis (adzuki bean)
Lineage: Eukaryota; Viridiplantae; Streptophyta; Magnoliopsida; Fabales; Fabaceae
Product: CASP-like protein 3A1
Exons: 3
Coding region: 358-990 (210 amino acids)
Source: RefSeq, a predicted model, not a curated record
AUUUCAAACAAAAGAGGACCGUGAAUAAAAAAUAAAACAAAAGAAAGGGUUAAGUCAUUCUUCAUUCAUAUUAUAUUAACUAUUAAGUAUAAUAUAUUAGUAGAAAUCAUAUGAAAAACCCAUUGCAACGACACACAAAAUUUGCCCAUUCUCUCUCUUCAUGAACCUCUGUUUUCUGCAUCCAUUUAAACUUACCGCACAUCCAAAGCUCAUUCAUUCACACUGCCCCCACCUAUCUAAUCACUGCACAAAUACAAUUAUUGAUCAGGGUCUGUGUUAAAAGCCACCAUUUCCUCUUUCUUUUGGAAGAAGACAAAAACAGAGGACAACAGGGGAAAACAGAGCAAAAGGUGAAAUAUGGUGAGUGAGCAAAGAAUAGCAGAGGAGACCCUGCAGGAGUCCAAGGUGGCUGCUUUGGAGACCAGUGGCACAAUGAGUGGACCCCUCGCCGGAGCCGCCACCAGGACCCGCCGGCGCCGGAGGGUGGAGGCUAUGCAACUGGUUCUGAGAGGGUUGUGCAUGGCCUCCUCUGUUGUUUCAAUCUCACUCAUGGUCACUGCUAAGGAAUCUAGUUCUGUCAGUAUUUAUGGCUUUCAAUUACCUCUUCACUCCAAAUGGUCUUUCUCUGAGUCAUACGAGUAUCUUGUUGGGGUUUCUGCUGCUGUUGCAGCUCAUUCCAUGCUUCAACUACUCAUUGGCAUAUCCAGAUUUCUUAGGACUUCUUCUGUCAUACCUUCCAGAAAUCAUGCAUGGCUUAUUUUUGCUGGGGAUCAGGUAUUUGCAUAUGCAUUGAUGAGUGCUGGAUCUGCUGCAUCUGGGGUGACCAAUCUGAAUCGCACAGGAAUUAGACACACGGCUCUGCCAAAUUUUUGCAAGCCUUUGCACAAGUUUUGUGACCAUGUUGGGAUUUCAAUAGCCUUCACUUUCACCAGCUGUUUUUUGCUGGCUACAUCUGCUGUCCAAGAUGUAAUAUGGCUCUCCCAACACUGAAAACUUUCUUCAUCUUACUCUGAAACUAUGUCUUCCAUACAAUACAAUGAUCUUUAUCCUUUUAGACCUUCUGAUCAGUGUUCAUGUUCAUCAUUUCUAGUAUGCUAUGAAGCCACUGUAGUCACUUCCAUGUCAAUACGAUUGCUAUGAGCAAUCUUAUACUUUUUUACGUAUGUUAUAUACUUUCUCAAGAAAUUAUAGACUACAAACUAUCCUUUACAUGCAUUGCAAUUUCGACUA